CAAAUUGAUAAAAACAAACUUUUGACAUUUCUUUAACCUUGCAAAAAAAGUUUUACUUUCAGUAGACUGGUAUUUUGUGUUGAAAUUAUCAUUGUAAAACAUGGCAUUGAACAAUUUCCUUGAUUUUUUUCAGAAAGGAAAGACUUUCCGGCCAAAAAAGAAAUUUACUCAUGGUACAAUCCGAUACAGUUUAUAUAAACAAGCUCAAGCGAGUUUAAAUUCUGGAAUUAACCUAAGAGCUGCAGUCAAACUUCCGCAAGGCGAAGAUCUUAAUGAUUGGAUAGCUGUCCAUGUUGUCGACUUCUUCAAUCGGAUUAAUCUAAUUUAUGGAACUAUCUCUGAAUAUUGUACUGAACAGACUUGUCCUACAAUGUCUGGAGGGCCAAGAUUUGAAUAUUUAUGGGCUGAUGGGGAUAAAUUCAAAAAGCCUACUCCACUACCUGCAAGAGAGUAUAUAAGUCAUCUCAUGGACUGGAUUGAGAUGCAAAUAAACAAUCAGGAUUUAUUCCCUUGUACAAGUGAAAGACCUUUUCCUAAAAAUUUCUCCAGCCACUGUAGUAAAAUUCUGGCAAGAUUGCACAGAGUAUUUGUUCAUGUCUACAUUCAUCAUUUCCAAAAUAUUGUCACUAUAGCAGCAGAGGCACACGUUAAUACCUGUUACAAGCAUUUUUACUACUUUGUAACAGAAUUUGAACUGGUUAGCACUAAAGAACUGGAACCUUUAGCAGAAAUGGCAUCUAAAAUUUGUAAGGAUCCCGCUGUAUAAACAAAAUGCUUGAGGUUUACCCUAUUUGAACAGUUAUAUAAUGCUCAAAUCUCAAAUAUUAUAGAGAAACAAGGCUAAACUGUAUCUGCAAUAGUGUUUUUUUAAACUUUUUGGCCAGUAUGAUAACCAUACAAUAGAUUAUUUUCAAGGCAAAGAAUUUAUAGAAUAUUGAGAAUAUUGCAGUAGCAAUUAACCAGUUUAAGUUCACUAUCAUCAACUAAUCAAGUGAUAUCGGGCUCAUGUCUCUUAUUGGUCUGAAAAUAAUACAUUGAAUGGUAGCAAAAUGAA
Leptinotarsa decemlineata (Colorado potato beetle) is the source of this 1054-nucleotide messenger RNA. RefSeq names its product MOB kinase activator 3 (gene Mob3). The record is from RefSeq and is a predicted model, not a curated record. NCBI's taxonomy places the organism in Eukaryota, Metazoa, Arthropoda, Insecta, Coleoptera, Chrysomelidae.